Messenger RNA from Entrophospora sp. SA101, 1173 nucleotides. NCBI's taxonomy places the organism in Eukaryota, Fungi, Glomeromycota, Glomeromycetes, Entrophosporales, Entrophosporaceae. The record is from the annotation of a GenBank genome assembly.
AUGUUUGCAACAGAAUACGAAACUUCUGCUUCCUCUCAGAGUUCUCGUCGAAGUUCCUCAACCUCUUUAUCUAAUUUAUGUCCAGCUCUAACUGCAGAUGAAUUGGCGCUUGCAGAAUGUAUUGAAGUCAUUGAAGCUGGAGUGGAAGAUGUCAUUAUUAACAAAGCCAAUGAAAAAGAGAAAAAAUGGUGGAUUGAUGGAAAUUACAAAAUUAUUGAUGAAAAAAGACUGCCCCUGAUCCUUGUAGAAAAUGUAAGCUACAAGGAAUUUGAAAAGAAAUGUGAAAGAGCAAACGCGUCAAAAUUCUGGGAAUACGAAAAUGGCAUUGUCACUAUAAUUGAGUUGCCAAAGAGAGAUCAUGAGAUUGCACAUGGUGAAUUCUCUUAUCAAUUUUUAUCUGCUUUUCAUAAUGUGCCAUAUCAAGACCGAGUCAGUGAAGUUGGAUCAACAAGUAUGUACUUUUCAGUAUUUAGUUUGCAGGCAUAUAUUAUUAUAUCAAACCUAACUCAGUUGUAUUCAGCUUGUUAUACUUCAGGAGAUGGUAGACGAAGGGGAACUUAUAAACAGUCUGAUUCUUCAUUUGUACCAAGCCUUCUGCCUAAACCAGCUCAAUAUCCAAGCGAUUCUGAGGGUAACCCUUGGCCGACUGUCAUCGUUGAGGUGGCUAAUACCCAAACUUUUGCAAGUAUAAUCCAAAAGACCACUCAAUUCUGGUUGGCUCCAAAUCGAGUAGAAGAUGUUAUUAUAUUAAAAUUAUGGCAUUGGGAUUCAAAUAGGGAUCAAAAUGGAACCCCUUUACGCCGUUUAACAAUUGAAUUUGGAACAAUUGAUAGAAAUCGGCAACCAUAUGGAGGAUGCUCUGCUCCGGGAAUGCGCACUUUGAGUAUUUCACCUCAUUGCAUUUACAAGGGCUGUGCUUGUCGAAAUCCACCACUCUCACCAUACCCAAUUGCAAAUAAUGUAAUCAUUGAUUUAUUUUAUAUUCAGCAGGCAAUAUUUAGAGUUAUUUAUCAAAGAGAUGAUGUAGAUAAUUUAAUUGAUAGAUUAAAUUUCAGUUCAACAUCAACAGCAGAUGAAUAUAUAUCAAUUGAUGAUGAUGAGAUUAAUGAAAUGCAACCGACGAGGAAAUUCUUGGUUCUUUUGAGCAAAUCGAAGAGGAAUAUGUUAUUAUAA